Messenger RNA from Nannospalax galili (Upper Galilee mountains blind mole rat), 1966 nucleotides. RefSeq names its product aminoadipate aminotransferase (gene Aadat). Gene Ontology annotation, molecular function: L-kynurenine:2-oxoglutarate transaminase activity; pyridoxal phosphate binding. Bases 366 to 1658 code for a protein of 430 amino acids. Gene Ontology annotation, biological process: biosynthetic process. The transcript is spliced from 13 exons. The record is from RefSeq and is a predicted model, not a curated record. NCBI's taxonomy places the organism in Eukaryota, Metazoa, Chordata, Mammalia, Rodentia, Spalacidae.
UGCGCAUUGCAGCUGAGGGCUCAGUUCUCUGGUCCCUCCACGUCCGCCCAUGACCAGUGACCGGAGGUGCCCGCGGUCAAGCUGCCAAAGGCUGCACCGAGGAGGAGGGAGAGGGCGUGGCCUGGGGCAGCCCAGCCGGGGCUGAUUCCUUCUGCAGGUGAACUUUGUCCCUGCAGCCGCCGGCCCGGGCCUAUUUAGGACCCAGACAUCAAACACAGCCUGCAGCCCAGCCUGACAGGUUGGGUGACUCUCUGCAGCUCUACGAGGGGACAGCUAGCCCUGCACCCCGAGUGAAGAGUGAGGAGGACACUCUUGGCCGGACAGUUUGGCUUUUCUAGUCCUGAGCCACGGAAGCUGCGUGCUGUAUGACUAGCGGUGACAUGAAUUACGCACGGUUCCUCACUGCAACCAGCAUGGCCAGAAAGCCUUCUCCUAUCCGAAGCACGGCUGAUAUAAUAAGUAGAGCACCCAAAUCCCUCAUCUCCUUGGCUCCUGGAUAUCCAAACCCAAGCAUGUUCCCCUUCAAAGCUUCUACUAUAACUGUGGAAGACGGAAGUACCAUCCAAUUUGAAGAAGAGAUAAUGAAGAGAGCCCUUCAGUAUUCUCCAAGCUAUGGAAUUCCAGAACUUCUGUCCUGGCUAAAACAGCUGCAAAUAAAAUUGCAUAACCCUCCCACCGUCAACUAUGCACCCAGUCAAGGACAAAUGGAUAUAUGCAUCACAUCUGGCUGCCAAGAUGGUCUUUGUAAGGCAUUUGAAAUGCUCAUCAAUCCUGGAGACAACAUCCUCGUAAAUGAACCUUUGUUUUCAGGAACGCUUUAUGCUAUGCAACCACUAGGCGGCAACAUAAUUAAUGUCCCCAGUGAUGAACAUGGGAUUAUUCCAGAUGGCCUCAAAAAAGUUCUUUCCAGAUGGAAACCAGAAGAUUCCAAGGACCCCAUGAAAAAGACUCCAAAAUUUCUUUAUACUGUCCCAAAUGGCGACAACCCCACAGGCAAUUCACUGACAAGUGAUCGCAAGAAGGAAAUCUAUGAGCUUGCAAGAAAAUAUGAUUUCCUCAUAAUAGAAGAUGAUCCUUACUAUUUUAUUCAGUUCAACAAGCCCUGGGCACCAACCUUUCUCUCCAUGGAUGUUGAUGGGCGUGUCAUCAGAGCUGACACCUUUUCAAAAAUCCUCUCCUCUGGGUUGAGAGUAGGAUUUAUGACUGGUCCCAAAGCCUUGAUACAGAGAAUUGUUUUACACACACAAGUUUCAUCACUUCACCCCUGCACUUUCUCACAGCUCCUGAUAUCACAGCUUCUACACAAAUGGGGAGAAGAUGGCUUCCUGGCUCAUGUUCACAGAGUUAUUGAUUUCUACAGGAACCAGAGGAAUGCAAUAUUGGCAGCUGCAGACAAAUGGUUAAGUGGUUUGGCAGAAUGGCAUGUUCCCAAUGCUGGAAUGUUUCUGUGGAUUAAAGUUAAGGGCAUUCCUAAUACAAAACAACUGAUUGAAGAAAAAGCUAUUGAGAAAGAGGUCUUAUUGAUUCCUGGAAAUGCUUUCUACAUUGAUAGCUCAGCUCCAACCUCUUACUUUAGAGCAUCCUUCUCUGUAGUUUCUCCAGAACAAAUGGAUUUGGCCUUCCAGAGAUUGGCCCAAGUCAUAAAAGAAUCAUUAUGAAGAAAUCAAACUAAGCAUUAUUCUCAGGAUGUUUUGGAUAAAUUAUUUCUAUGACUUUGCUGGAAGAAAUAAUUGUUAAUAUUCGACUAAUAGAAUGGAGUCAUCAAACAUGUCUGUGUGUCUGUAGUAAUUUAACUGAACAACUUUAAGGUGCCUUUAGAUCCACCAUACUGCCAAGAUGUUGUUUUCCCUCUCCUUUGCCUUUUGAUUAAUCUGACUCCUACAAAAGAUUGUUUUUGUCUUCAAUUUUAUUGUAAAGAACUCUGUAGUUGCUUUAUAAUAGCCAAUAAAUUUUUCUUAAAAACUAA